This is a messenger RNA of Plectropomus leopardus (leopard coralgrouper), 509 nucleotides long. It is a transcript of the gene lhb, whose product is annotated as luteinizing hormone subunit beta. Gene Ontology annotation, cellular component: extracellular region; cytoplasm. Gene Ontology annotation, molecular function: hormone activity. Gene Ontology annotation, biological process: ovulation; G protein-coupled receptor signaling pathway. NCBI's taxonomy places the organism in Eukaryota, Metazoa, Chordata, Actinopteri, Perciformes, Serranidae. The record is from RefSeq and is a predicted model, not a curated record.
AUGGCUGUACAGGACACCAGACUGAUGUCCCCCUUGAUGUUGAGUUUGCUUCUGGGAGCCUCAUCUUCCAUUUGGCCCCUGGCUCCUGCAGCGGCCUUCCAGCUGCCGCCCUGCCAGCCCAUCAACCAGACGGUGUCUCUAGAGAAGGAGGGCUGUCCCAAGUGUCACCCGGUGGAAACAACCAUCUGCAGCGGACACUGCCCGACCAAGGACCCUGUCAUUAAGAUACCGUUCAGCAACGUGUACCAGCAUGUUUGCACAUACCAGGAGUUUUACUACAAGACAUUUGAGCUUCCUGACUGUCCUCCGGGCGUGGACCCCACCGUCACCUACCCUGUGGCUCUGAGCUGCCACUGCGGCCGCUGUGCCAUGGACACGUCUGACUGCACCUUCGAGAGCCUGCAGCCAAACUUCUGCAUGAAUGACAUACCUUUCUACUACUAACCCAAAGCCAUAGCAGCAUGUAAAACAGAAAGAAACUGGGUUAACGCUACUACUGUAAAUAAAAA